AUGCCGCGGCUGGAAGCACACCCUAUUCUGCAUCAUGCAGCGAGUUCUCCGGAUGAUCAGGACGCGUUACUUGCUUUGCCUCCUCCGCCUUCGUACGACGUCGUCGUUACCGACCUCUCCAUUGCCGUCCCUCCAUUCCGUGCAUACAUCCCCACGCCCAUCCCGAUUCCCAUCCCUCAGGCUGUCACCGACACUGUCCGCAGAUGGAACUCGAAGGAUAGAGAAGAGUCUAACACGAAUGUCAACGCUGGCGACGGGCUCAUCAUCCGCAAUGUUAACGCCGUCGUCCAUCACGGAGAGGUCAUGGCCAUCAUCGGAGGGUCUGGGUCAGGGAAAACAACGCUGCUGCACGCUAUGGCUGCCCGACUCGGGAAUCUACCCAUCGCUGAGGGCCAUGUUUCGAUCACUCCGUCUCACAGCGGGGGACAAGAUGGUGCGCACCCUAAGGGCGGCGAGGGUCACUUCAAAGGCAUGAGCAAGGUUGUCGGUUUCGUGAAACAGCACGACUACCUCCUGCCUCAUCUUACAGUCAGAGAGACAUUGACGUAUGCCGCAAAGUUGCGGUUGCCUUCUUCCGUCGACAGCGAAACAAGACGCCUGAUCGUCGAACAGACGAUUCAAGAGCUCGGUCUUGCAGACGCCGCGAACACGAUAGUAGGCGGCGCAGGCAGGAAGGGGAUCUCCGGUGGGGAAAAGCGUCGGCUGUCUAUUGGCUGCGUCCUUGUUAGUUUUCCAUCCUUGCUUAUUCUCGAUGAAGUUACGACCGGUCUCGAUUCGUUCACCGCGUUCCAGCUCCUUGAGACCCUUGAUCGCCUGGCGAAACGCGGGCGUACAAUCAUUCUGUCGCUACACCAGCCGCGAUCCGACGCCUUCACGCUAUUUUCCCGUAUUCUUCUUAUGUCGCAUGGAUCAGUCGUCUACUCUGGUCGCACAGCAAACUGUCUACCCUAUUUCUCUCAGCUCGGUUUCCAACCCCCGGAACGGACCAAUCCGCUCGAUUUCCUGAUUGACAUCUCCAGCAUUGACACACGGGACGAAGGCAAUGAGCGCGAGAGCAGAGAGCGCGUCGAUCGGCUUGUCCAGUGCUGGAGAGAAAAGGAGGCCAUGGAUGCCGAGAAGGACGUGCGAGACGGCCCUCCGUUCCCUGGAACUUCUCCUUUGACACCAGACCCAGAAAAGCAGGCUGUCCAGGUGUCCCCAACGACAACGACCAGCAAGCGUCCCAACGUCCUCCAACAAACUGUUAUCCUCGUUCCCCGCGCAUUUCGUAACAUGACCCGCGGCUAUCCGGAACUUGUCGGCCACUUUCUGCAGGCCGUCAUCCUGGGCUUGCUCGUGGGCAUCACUUACUUCCAGCUUGGCGACCAGCCGAAUGACAUUCAGAGCUUGAAGACCCUCGCAUUUCAGGUGGUGCCGGUAUACGGUUAUAUGACUCAGAUCGUUUGGACGUUCAAAUGGUGCACAUCGCUCGUCGUCUUCGACCGGGAACGAGAAGACAGCUUGUAUUCGCCUGUGGCGUGGAUUCUGUCUGAAUUCAUUGCGUGGCUGCCUAUGAACGUCAUUGCCCCCUCUAUAUUCUCAAUCUUGGUUUACUUCAUCUCCAACAUGCGUCGAGAUGACCUACAUUACAACUUCGGCGUAUUCAUCAUUGACAUGGUCUUGGCUCAAUUUUGCCUCGUCGCAUGGUCGCUUUUUGCGGCUAAUAUUGAGCGUAGCUUCGCACGGGCUUCACUCCUCGGGAACGCUUUUUCUAUCUUCUUCAUCCUUUCCCCAGGCUUCUUUGUUGUCAACGUCCCAGGCUGGAUUCGCUGGUUCCGCUGGAUCUCCCCUCACUUCUUCUCCUUCCGCAUCGUCGUCAUCUCCCAGUUCCGCAACCGCACAUUCUCCUGCCAAGGUGUCACCGCCCCCGCACUCGCACAGUGCUCGGGCAACAACGUGCUCCGUGGCCUGCGCAUCUCACCCACGGAGCCACUGUGGCCGAUGUUCCUCGGCAACCUGGGAUUCCUGCUCGUCAUCACAGCCUUCUCGUGGUUUUUGCUUACGGUGUGGAAGCCCGGCGGUGCGCGGCACGCGCAGCGCGUUGCGAGCGACGUCAAGGGCAAAGAGGUCAGCGAGGCGGAGAUCGACAUCGUGCGGGCGCGCGUCGACGUCACCGCCGAGCACGUCGGACUCUUCCAUGUCCGCCGGACACUUCCGUCGUUCAAGCGCAUCGAGACGCCGAUCCUGACAGAUGUUAGUGCGCGGUUUCCGAGCGGUGAGGUAUCGGUGAUCAUGGGACCCAGUGGGUCGGGGAAGAGUACGUUCCUGCGGAUGUGUGCUGGGCGGCCGACAAAAGGUGGGCUGGUCAGCUCGUUUGAGGGGCAUGGAGAGAUCAAGCUCAAUGGUGUACCUGUAUCGAGUCGCACAAGGCAUAUAUGUGCCUUCGUCGAGCAAGACGACGACUAUCACCUGCCAGCAUUGACCGUACGGGAGACGCUCCGGUUUGCGGCUAUCAUCAAGUUGCACAGCACAGUCAGUCGCAAGCACAAGAUCGCUCGUGCGGAAGAAGUUCUGAGGAUGCUCGGUCUUCGGGACUGCGCUGAUGGAAUGGUCGGCGGCGAAUUACUGAAGGGGAUAUCGGGUGGAGAGAAGCGCAGGCUAUCGUUAGCGUGUCAAAUGAUCAAUGACCCCGCAGUGCUCAUUCUUGACGAACCUACCAGCGGUCUGGAUGCCAGCACAGCACGAAACGUGAUGGAGGCUCUUCAAGAUAUUGCCCGCAGCGGGCGGACUGUGAUAGCAUCCCUGCACCAGCCCCGCAGCGACAUCUAUAACAUGGUCGAUAACUUCGUAGUUCUAGCCAAGCAAGGAAAUGUUGUCUAUCAAGGUCCUCGAGAGCAACUACUUCCCCAUUUUGCGUUAGCAGGCUAUGUCUGCCCUCCGUCCUACAAUCCGUCGGACUACUGUAUGGAUCUAAUAUCGAUCGACGUGCGUGGACAGGCUGGGCAAGAACAAACCUCGGCUCGUGUCAAAUUUUUGAUCGAGUCCUGGAAGACCCGACAAGACAAAAUGCUCGAGUACAUAGCUAGCAAAUCCGUCGCCGCUAAAGAAGCAGUCGCCGAUACACCUGUAGAGCUAGAAGAUCGUCCAGAGUACACGCCCAUAUGGAUCGCCCUUCCUGUCGUCCUCGAUCGAACAUUUCGCAACAGCUGGAGACAGCCUGAUAUCUUCUGGACCAGAUGGACCCAGGCCCCGAUCCUAGCUAUCUGUUUCUUCUUAUUCUUCCUGCGACUGUCCAACGGUCCAACGGGUGCUCAAGAUCGCAUCGGUCUGGUUGCGGAAACUACCACUGCUCUUGCUUAUGUUGGCUUCCUGAACUUGGCCACGCUCUACCCGAUGGAGAAGACCGUCUUCUUCCACGACUACAAAUCGGCUGGUGGGCGGUAUUCGAGCGCCACAUUUAUCACGGCAUUCACCAUCUUCGCUAUCGUCCCCGAGUUCAUCUCCGCCCUACUCUUUUCCGUCAUCAUGAACGUCGCUACGGGUAUGCAGAGCAACGCACGGAUCUACUUCGAAUUUACUGUUUCUGUCUGGAUACAGCUCAGCUUCGGCGAGAGUGUCGGCAUCGCCUUCGCGUCGUUCUUCGACACCAUGGGCCUUUCCGUGUCCCUCGUCUCCGUCUUCCUCGCUGUCGUCUCGCAGGCUGGUAGUGUCCUUUCUGCGUCGAUUGCCCUGUUUCUUCAGGAUAUUGCGUGGAUUUUCCCGAUGAAGUACGGAGCGCGAACGCAGCUCAUCAACGAGAUGCAGGGAAAGGUGUUCAACUGUCCGCCAGAUACCAUUACGAACGGCGAGUGUACUGCCGCGACUGGACAGCAAGUGCUGGACUUGUUCGGAUUUCAUGAUACCACCUGGCAUCUUGUCCUUAUAUCGAUCGCAGUCACUAUAGGAUACCGCAUUGCCGCCUGGGCUAUUCUAUCUGUGAGGUGA
Messenger RNA from Phanerochaete carnosa HHB-10118-sp, 3963 nucleotides. RefSeq lists its product as uncharacterized. Bases 1 to 3963 code for a protein of 1320 amino acids. NCBI's taxonomy places the organism in Eukaryota, Fungi, Basidiomycota, Agaricomycetes, Polyporales, Phanerochaetaceae. Gene Ontology annotation, cellular component: membrane. The transcript has 9 exons. The record is from RefSeq and is a predicted model, not a curated record. Gene Ontology annotation, molecular function: ATP binding; ATP hydrolysis activity; ABC-type transporter activity.